Messenger RNA from Momordica charantia (bitter melon), 1920 nucleotides. RefSeq lists its product as uncharacterized. The record is from RefSeq and is a predicted model, not a curated record. Lineage: Eukaryota; Viridiplantae; Streptophyta; Magnoliopsida; Cucurbitales; Cucurbitaceae.
CUUCCGCGAGACUCGAAGCCGCCACUGUUCGUUUCCAGCUCACUUUCUCUCCAUCUUCUUCGUUUCAAUUCCGACACUUUCUUGUUCAAUUUCACAUUUCACUCGCACCUCCCAGAUCCGCGCGCUGUAGAUUAUUGUUAGUUUCCAACAUUCAGGAAGUUUUUCAAUGCUAUGCAAUGCACUAAGUGUUCAGUAGCAGAAGUCGCUUGACGAUUUCUAUUUCGUGGUCUGCCUCCAGUUAAUUGUUCAUUUGGUGGCAGACUAGGGUUUCUCGCAAUCUUCUCCUUGCUUACGAGAUCAGACUUUUGAAGCAGCAAUAGAAUGGGGGAAGUGGUUCCUGUCUACUACGGUAUUAUUGCCUUUUUUUGCACGAUUGGAGCCAUUUCUUUGGCGAUCUUUCACAUUUACCGGCAUCUUUUGAACUAUACGGAACCAACGUAUCAGAGAUACAUUGUGCGAAUCAUCUUUAUGGUCCCGGUUUAUGCACUGAUGUCGUUCUUGUCUCUUGUUUUACCUGCGAGUUCAAUCUAUUUUAAUUCCCUUCGAGAAGUCUAUGAAGCUUGGGUCAUUUAUAAUUUUCUGUCAUUGUGUCUCGCAUGGGUUGGUGGCCCUGGAGCUGUUGUAAUAAGUUUAAGUGGGCGUGUAUUGAAGCCAUCAUGGAGCUUGAUGACAUGUUGUCUUCCUCCGGUACAACUAGAUGGGCGUUUUAUACGGAGGUGCAAGCAAGGCUGUUUGCAGUUUGUGAUUCUGAAGCCUAUAUUAGCUGCUGUUACACUUAUUUUAUAUGCAAAAGGGAAGUACGAAGAUGGAAAUUUCAGUCCAAAACAAUCAUACCUCUAUCUCACCAUCAUCUAUACACUCUCAUACACAAUGGCUCUUUAUGCAUUGGUACUGUUUUACAUGGCAUGCAGAGAUUUACUUCAACCGUUUAAUCCGGUUCCGAAGUUCAUCAUCAUUAAAUCUGUUGUCUUCUUGACUUACUGGCAGGGCGUGCUUGUUUUUCUUGCUGCAAAAACUCAAUUAAUCAAGAAUGCAGAGGAAGCUGCGCAGUUUCAAGAUUUCAUUAUAUGCAUUGAGAUGCUUAUAGCUGCUUUGGGUCAUCUUUAUGCAUUCCCAUACAAAGAAUAUGCAGGAGCAAAUAUUGGUGGAUCGCACGGUCUCACGGGAAGUCUCGCACAUGCCUUAAAAUUGAACGACUUUUACCACGACACCGUCCACCAGUUUGCCCCAACUUAUCAUGAUUAUGUUCUUUAUAAUCAUAGCGACRGCGAUGAAGGCACAAGGAAGUAUCGAUCACGCACCUUCGUGCCUACAGGCCCUGAGAUGGACACUGUUAGAAGAAACAAACACAUGUUUGGAAACAAGAUAGACGACAUUCAGCUUUCCACAGUCUCAUCUUCAAGUUCAAGUACUCCGUCGGUCCUUGAACCAACACAUUCCGACGCAAUGAAGUCUUCUCUUCUUAUGGAUACCUCAAACAAUUUAUCUACACCAUACGACAUGUCGCUUAUCGACUUGGAUAUGUCAAGUUACCCCUCGAAAGUUGCAGCAGUGGACGAAACCGGGACGAGGUGACGAGAAAACAGUGGACAGGUAGGAAGAAUACGCUAAGAAAGAGUUAAAAAAAAAAUAGAGAUUUUAGGGUGUAACGUUUUCAUUUCUGUGAAGGGAAGGGGCUACUUUUGCGCUGGUAUUUGCGGCAAACAGAAAUUUGUGUAUUAUGGCGUGUUUCUCCAGUCCAUGAUGCUGUAUAUACAUGAUUCUGAUUUGUUAUAAAUUAGGGUUUGAUAGAUAAGCAUGCUUAACAAAUUCAUUUUCAUUAUCAUAUUUGGUGGGAUGGGAAUUGCUAGUUGCUUUGUUCUCUCUAUGGAUUCCUGUUUGUAUGUGUAUUUGGAAAUUAUUAGUUUUCUUGGUGUGCUU